Molecule: messenger RNA, 982 nt
Organism: Aedes albopictus (Asian tiger mosquito)
Lineage: Eukaryota; Metazoa; Arthropoda; Insecta; Diptera; Culicidae
Exons: 2
Coding region: 467-880 (137 amino acids)
Source: RefSeq, a predicted model, not a curated record
AUGGUUCCACUUCCCUAUCUUUACGCUUUACUGAACCUCUCUCGUCCUAAUGCACUAUUAAUGGACACUGUCGUCUUAGCCGGAAUCUUAAACUCAUCUUUUGAAACUAAACGUAAAGAUAAGAUUCAUAAAUCAGCCUUUGUAAAAUAACAUUCGAGCGCAACUGUUGACGAAGGUUAUCGCCAAAUUAUCAACAGAUCGCAUCAACGGAAUCCAGUAGGACAAGUUCGCAUCGAUCAUCGCAACGGUGGUAUGGCGCAAUUGCAAUUGUGACACGCAGUCCCGACUGAAAAUCCCGCGUGAUGGGUCACCAUUGUCGGGGUCAUGACGAAUGUGUCGAAAUAAUUGGGAUCGCUUCCCACGCAAAGUAGAGCGCAUCUCAUUCCAAUUGUGGAGUCCGAGAGCAAAAGGUCUUGUGCAUUGCACAACUGCCAGAUUAGUACAUUAUUGAACAGCACAUGGCAACAUGAGAACCCUUUUCCAGAUCUUCGUCAUCGGUGCAGCACUGUCAACCGUAACGGGAAGAGAUACCGCUCUGGAAUCCUUUCAGAAAAACAACAAUUUGGACAUUGGUGACUUUGAGUUCUUCAAAUACCCCGGAGUGCUAACCCCGAACGGAAUACGGCAUGGUGAUCAUAAUCCAACGAUAUCCCAGAAGGCGAAGGCGGUCUUCAAAUACUUCAAGUAUGUCUUUAUUGGAUCUCCGAUGCCGGAUUCGGGCUACGAAUUCGAUGUGCAGAAAGCCCUCAACCUAAGGGAUGCCUAUAAGAAACAGUUCGGCUAUCUGGGUGAAAACCUUGUGGCACUGGUUGGAAAUGGUUAUUCGGCCCAGCAGAUGCGACACUACGGAGCAAUAGGACGUGACUUUGAGCCGUUUUAAUACAGGAAUAGUCAAACCGUGUGAUGAACUUACUGCACAUCGGAAAAGCACAUGUUGUACACAGCACAUACGAGAGUACAAAAUACAAAACUUUUUCAGUGA